Molecule: messenger RNA, 1515 nt
Organism: Cladocopium goreaui
Lineage: Eukaryota; Dinophyceae; Suessiales; Symbiodiniaceae
Source: the annotation of a GenBank genome assembly
AUGGCGAUUCACGGCCGCAAAGCGGUGCAGCUGCUGCAGGACCUGAAGCGAGCGAGAUGGCUGCCACCCUUCAAUGACAAGGUUGUGAAAGAGGUUGUAAAAGAGAUCAUGAGCGAUCACAAGGAGAUCCAGCGCAUGCUUGCAGAGGAGUCUGAAGAGACCUUGGAAAAUGAAGUUCUAAUGGGGCUGUACUAUCUGGACGAUCUCAUAGCUAGAAAUGUGCGCUGCCUUUUAGCCUACCUGAACGCGCGCCUCGAAAUUGUUGAGCAGCUGCGAUGGGAGGUAGGCCGGCUGGUGCCAGAUGAGAAACUGGAAAAACUUCAUGAGGCAGAGAGACAGUACUUCAACCGUUACAAUGACAUCCUGGACAAGUUCAUGAAGCGAUACGUUCACAACUGCAGUCAUCCGCUGAAUCUGACUGCAUAUGCAGAGGCCCCGGAGGAUGUGAACAUUCAGGUCCGAGUGCUGCGAGACGACCCGCAGCUGGAUGGCAUUGUGAGCAAUGAUAGCGGGCUGCUGCGUCUACGUGGUGGAUGCCAAAUGAUGGUGAAAAAAAGCGAUGUGGAGCUCCUCUUGCGCGCUGGCAAGGUGGAGCAGGUUGACACCUGCCGUGCUGAUGUGGCGACAGUGGAGCAGGCAUCCAUACAGAGAGCCAAAGCCUCUCGACGUUUGAGGGCAGCCUUGCUCCGAAAUGGGGUCGUACCUCGGAGUUCAACGCGGUCACCAACACGCUGGGGAUCUCCACCGCCGUGUAAGACCAGCGAGGCCUCCGUUCCGGCGGUCUUUCCCUUUCCAGAGCCUAUUCCACAAGAGAUACCGCCAAGGCCGGAGAUUCCGCUGAUCUGGGGCCUCCGGCGAUUUGAACAGCCUGCGCCGAUCGACUCAAAGCCGUGCGGCUUCGUCUUUGUCGGCCCGCACCUCUCCCACUCCAGGCUGCCCUUUGUCCUAGGUCUUAAGGGUUACAGCAAAGCCCAGAUCAAUUUGUGGGUGACGAGCGUCUUGGGUCCCCAAUCCCCAGUGCACCUUCAGCGCCCACGUCACGACCCAGCUCGCGCAACAAUGCUGGCAGCCCAGCUGCGCCGUGAGACUCCUUCUGGGGCUGUGAUGGGCCCCAGUGCAGCAGAGUUGGGUGAAGUCCGCCUCAACACGAAACCUUCUCCGGAGCCUGAAGGCGCCACUUGCCGCGUGGCGCUGUGUACCUGGAUGAUGGUUGCAGCUGGUCGACUUCGAAUUCUGGUUCCAGUGCGUCAUGUACAGGAAGUUUCAGCUCUUGCGCUAGACAAACCACGGAGAGUAACUGCAACAUGUGGGCAGGCUGUAGCUGGGGGACCUCGUCUGGCUCUGGCUCAACGGGAGGCACAGGAAUCUCCCAAACAUUUUGCUUUGCAAAGAUUGACGGGUCAUAUUGCAAUGGCGACACUGCGUUUACUUGCAGCGACGGACAAAUCACCGGAUCACAAUAUUGUUCCUCAGGAAAUUGCCAAGAAACUGCACUGCAGGCCGCUGUCGCGAUGA